ACGAUUUUGGUGAAGGAGUUUCCGCUUAUGGUGCAGAUCAAAACCAGAGGGUGUGGUGUUGUGUUGUUGAGGAUUCUCCAAUGGGGUACCCAAUCCCAACAACCUAGUUGCCCCUGGCACGGGCAUUCAUGGAUUACGGCUACAGCCCGCUGUCGGAACCCACCACACCAACCACCCCAAGACCCACCUUGGUCCUCUCCUCUUCCGGCAAGGCUCUCCUCGUUUCCAACUCCAACAAAUCCCUCGCCCUCUCCAAUUCCGCCAAGCGUCUCGACUCCAUCACCAAGAAGAAAUAUGUCAAGCAGGUCACCGGCCGCCACAAUGACACCGAGCUCCACCUCGCCGCCCAGCGAGGCGACGCCUCCUCCGUCAGGCAAAUCCUCUCAGAGAUCGACGCCCAAAUGAUGGGAACCCUCAGUGGCGCCGAGUUUGACGCCGAGGUCUCCGAUAUAAGGUCCGCCAUUUUCAACGAGGUCAACGAGUUGGGUGAAACCGCCCUCUUCACCGCCGCUGAGAAGGGCCACCUUAAUGUCGUCAAGGAACUCCUCCCUUACACCACCAAGGAGGCCCUUUCCCUCAAAAACCGCUCCGGUUUCGAUCCCUUGCAUAUUGCUGCUAACCAAGGUCAUCAAGGCAUUGUGCAGGUGCUGCUAGACCAUGAUCCAGAGCUAAUAAAGACGUUUGCGCAGUCGAAUGCUACUCCUCUUAUAUCUGCGUCUACAAGGGGGCAUGCGGGUGUUGUUGAACUGUUGCUGUCACGUGAUCCUAGUCAAUUGGAGAUAUCUAGAGCUAAUGGGAAGAAUGCACUCCAUUUUGCUGCACGGCAAGGACAUGUUGAUGUUGUGAAGAUAUUGCUAGGGAAGGAUCCGCAACUUGCUCGAAGGACUGAUAAGAAAGGACAGACAGCAUUGCAUAUGGCUGCCAAAGGGGUUAAUUGUGCAGUGGUGAAGCUUCUUCUUGCUGCAGAUGCUGCUACUGUCAUGCUUCCUGACAAGUUUGGAAACACUGCAUUGCAUGUAGCCACCAGGAAGAAGAGGGUAGAGAUAGUGAAUGAGCUGUUACUCAUUCAUGAUACCAAUGUAAACGCCCUGACGAGAGACCACAAAACAGCUCUGGACCUUGCGGAAGGGCUUCCAAUAUCUGAAGAGAUUUUGGAGAUAAAAGAUUCCCUGAUUCGAUAUGGUGCAGUUAAAGCCAAUGAUCUCAACCAGCCAAGGGAUGAGCUGAGGAAAACUAUGACACAGAUUAAGAAAGAUGUUUAUUUUCAGCUCGAACAAACUCGAAAGACAAACAAGAAUGUGAGUGGGAUUGCCAAGGAGCUACGCAAGCUGCACAGAGCUGGAAUCAACAAUGCUACCAACUCAGUAACGGUAGUUGCUGUGCUAUUUGCUACAGUUGCAUUUGCAGCACUUUUCACAGUUCCUGGUGGGGAUGAUGAUAGUGGGAAGGCUUUGAUGGUACACACUACAUCUUUCAAGGCCUUCUUCUUAUCUAAUGCUACUGCGCUCUUUACUUCAUUGGCUGUAGUGGUGGUUCAAAUCACAGUUGUUAGAGGGGAGACAAAGUCUGAGCGAAGGGUUGUGGAGGUGAUCAAUAAGAUGAUGUGGUUAGCUUCUGUCUGCACCUCUAUUUCAUUCAUUGCAGCAUCGUAUAUAGUACUUGGUCGGCACAGCGAGUGGGCUGCAAUCCUUGUUACUGUUGUUGGGGCGCUUAUAAUGGGUAGUGUUCUUGGUACCAUGACAUACUAUGUGGUGAAAUACAAACGUUUACGAAGAGUGAGGAAGAAAGAGAAGAUCUCAAGGACCGGAACAUACUCAUGGCGUAUAUCGGAAUCUGAUACUGAAAUUAAUCCAAUUUAUAUCAUAGGAAUAGGAGCACAGAAACCACCCGUCUCUGAAAUCACAACCUAUGGUGUCUUAUUGAUGAAUUUGAUGAAGAAACAAUUGACAGGUAUAAGGGGUGAUUCUCCCUUACACUCGGCAAUCCGAGCAGGAAAUUUAGAAUUGGUGCUGGAAAUCAUCUCUGAGAAUCCAGAUGAAGAGUUAAAGGAGUUGUUUUCAAAGAAAAACAACUCUGGUGAAACUCCCUUAUAUGUUGCUGCUGAAAAUGGUCAUCUUGAUAUAGUCAAGGAAUUGAUCACGUGCCACGAUAUUGGAUUGGCCAGUUUCAAAGCUAGAAAUGGAUUCGAUGCAUUCCACAUAGCUGCUAAAAAUGGAAACUUGGGGAUAUUGAAGCUCCUCAUGGAGGCCAUUCCUGAAAUUUCAAUGACUGUUGAUCUGUCAAACACUACUGCAUUGCACACUGCUGCCGCACAAGGACAUAUUCAGGUAGUAAAUUUUCUCUUAGAAAAUGGUAACAACCUGGUAACUAUUGCUAAAAGCAAUGGGAAAACUGUGUUGCAUUCUGCUGCAAGAAAUGGCCACGUGGAAGUGGUCAAGGCCCUUCUGAGCAGAGAACCUGAAAUUGCAACGAGAAUUGAUAAGAAGGGGCAGACAGCACUCCAUAUGGCAGUUAAAGGACAAAAUCUUGAGUUAGUGGAUGAACUUGUGAAGUUGAAUCCAUCUUUGGCUAAUAUGGUGGAUGCCAAAGGAAACACUGCGCUGCAUAUAGCAACCCGGAAGGGUCGACUACAGGUAAAAGGGAAAAAAAAAAAAAAAAAACUGCUUUCCUUUUUGCUCUUUCUUGAGAAGUUACUGAACAUUAUUCUUGUGGUAAUCUUGCAGAUUGUCCAGAAGCUACUACAUUGCAAAGAAAUAGACGCAAAUGUUAUUAAUAAAUCUGGAGAAACUGCUCUGGACACUGCAGAGAAAAAUGGUCACUUGGACAUUGCCAGCUUUCUGCAAGUUCAUGGAGCUCAAAGUGCGAAGUCCAUCAAGUCACCUACUACAAACACGGCCCUUGAACUCAAACGAACAGUGAGUGACAUAAAAAGUGGGGUUCAUAACCAACUGGAAAACACAUUUAAAACACAAAGACGUAUGCAAGGCAUAGCAAAGCGAAUAAACAAAAUGCAUGCUGAGGGGCUUAACAAUGCAAUCACCUCCAACACUGUUGUUGCUGUCCUUAUUGCAACAGUUGCUUUUGCUGCCAUAUUCACUGUCCCAGGCCAGUAUCCUCAGAAUCCAGAAGAACUCGCUCCUGGAAUGUCUCCUGGUGAAGCAAAUAUUGCUCCCAAUAUUGGAUUCAUGAUAUUCAUAAUCUUUGAUUCAACUGCCCUCUUCAUAUCAUUGGCUGUUGUGGUUGUCCAAACAUCAGUGAUUGUUAUUGAGAGGAAAGCAAAGAAACAAAUGAUGGCGGUUAUAAAUAAGUUGAUGUGGAUAGCCUGUGUGCUUAUUUCUGUGGCAUUCCUUGCAAUGUCAUACAUAGUUGUUGGGGAUCAGAAAGGGUUGGCUAUAGCAGCCACAGUUAUAGGAACAGUGAUUAUGGCAGCUACUCUUGGAACUCUUUGUUAUUGGGUGAUUGCACACCGCAUUGAGGCCUCCAGAUUGAGAAGUCUUAGAUCAACUAUGAGCAGUAGGCAGUCAUUAUCUAUGUCAAUGAUGUCAGGUUCAGAGAAUGAGUAUAAGACAGUGUACGCAAUAUAAAUUUGAUUCUACCAUUUCUGAGUUACCCCUUUUCCCCACUUUUUGUCUAAUUACACUACCAUUUAUGCUGGCGUUUGCUUCUUAGUUAAAAGCAAACAUUAACCAAUGCUACAAAAACAUGCCUUUGAAGAACACAGGCAAGAAUGUACUGAGAGUCCACUUGAUUAGUAAAUGUGUCUUU
Messenger RNA from Gastrolobium bilobum, 3765 nucleotides. RefSeq lists its product as uncharacterized. NCBI's taxonomy places the organism in Eukaryota, Viridiplantae, Streptophyta, Magnoliopsida, Fabales, Fabaceae. Gene Ontology annotation, cellular component: plasma membrane. The coding region runs from base 129 to 3584 and encodes 1151 amino acids. Gene Ontology annotation, molecular function: protein phosphatase 1 binding; protein phosphatase regulator activity. The record is from RefSeq and is a predicted model, not a curated record. The transcript is spliced from 7 exons.